GAUCCAACACAGUAACAAGCACGACAUACGAUACGAGAUAGCAUGCACGCCGAGUUAGUGGCAUGUCUUGUGGUAGGGCGUGGUGACAAGUGAGUCACGGGCCAGAUUUGUGUCUUUACUUUCCAUCCUUCGUCCAACUCAUAGACUCUUUGCAUUGUUCGAAAACGCAUUGGUAAGGCGAUCGGACAAUCAGAACAUGGCGCGUCCAACACAGGCCAGCACUAUCGAGUGCGGAAGGGACGCUGCCAAACAUUUCUCCUUCGCGAGCGGUUAUUGCAACUUGAACCACGGCUCCUUCGGCUCCUACCCGCUCGCCGUCCGCGACGUACUACGACACUACCAGGACGAAGCAGAAGCCAAACCAGAUACAUUCAUCCGCUACGACUACCCCAAACUCCUCGACAAGUCCCGCGAAGCACUGGCAAACUACCUCAACGCACCCCUCUCAAGCAUCGUCCUCCUCUCCAACGCCACCACAGGGAUCAACACCGUCCUCCGCAGCCUGGUCUACAAACCGAACGAAGUAAUCAUCUACUUCGCCACCAUCUACGGCGCGUGCGAAAAAACAGUCGAAUACAUCACCGAGACCACCCCGGCCUCCAGCCACAAAAUCUCCUACACCUACCCAAUCCCCGACGACGACCUCCUCUCCCGCUUCGAACAUGCCAUCUCCACCAUCCAAUCCAACGGCCAGACGCCCAAACUCGCCAUCUUCGACACCAUCGUCUCCCUCCCCGGCGUGCGCAUGCCCUUCGCCCGCCUCACGCAGCUGUGCAAGAGACACAACAUCCUCUCCUGCAUCGACGGCGCGCACGGCAUCGGUCAGAUCCCCCUCGACCUGACCGCCCUCGAUCCCGAUUUCUUCGUGAGUAACUGCCACAAAUGGCUACACGUGCCACGCGGGUGCGCGGGGUUCUACGUCCCGGAGCGGAAUCAACAUCUCAUCCGUAGUACGCUGCCGACGAGUCACGGAUUCAUCCCGGUUCCGAGGGAUGGCGCGGUGAUCAACAACCCGCUCCCUCCCGGCAGCGGCAAAAGCGCGUUCGUGACGAAUUUCGAGUUCGUGGGGACGCUGGAUAAUAGCCCCUACCUCUGCAUCCCCGCUGCGCUGCGAUGGCGGAGUCGGUUAUGCUGGCAGGGUAAGCAGGGUGAGGAGGCCAUUACGGCGUACACUCAACAUCUGGCUCGUGAAGCUGGGGGAGUGGUAUCGGGAGUCCUCGGCACAGAGGUGAUGGAGAAUGCGGAAGGCACGUUGGGCGAAUGUAACUUCUCCAACGUGCGGCUGCCCAUCUCGUUCGUCGCGCAUGCGAGCAGUGACCCCAACCAAGCGGUGAAAAUUGGGCAUUGGAUCGCCAAAGUGCUGACGGAGGAGUAUAACACCUUCAUCGCCAUCAUCUUCUACGCGGAGGCGUGGUGGGUGCGGCUCAGCUCGCAGGUCUACCUCACCAUCGCCGACUUCGAGUGGGGCGGCAAAGUGUUGCAAGAAGUCUGUCAGCGCGUUCGCAAGGGCGAGUGGCAAGGGCGCGAGAGCAGCAAGCUGUGAUCAUAACCCUCACGUUUCAUUUCUCGUAAAAAC
Baudoinia panamericana UAMH 10762 is the source of this 1576-nucleotide messenger RNA. RefSeq lists its product as uncharacterized. The transcript is spliced from 2 exons. NCBI's taxonomy places the organism in Eukaryota, Fungi, Ascomycota, Dothideomycetes, Mycosphaerellales, Teratosphaeriaceae. Bases 197 to 1543 code for a protein of 448 amino acids. The record is from RefSeq and is a predicted model, not a curated record.